Molecule: messenger RNA, 2364 nt
Organism: Nothobranchius furzeri (turquoise killifish)
Lineage: Eukaryota; Metazoa; Chordata; Actinopteri; Cyprinodontiformes; Nothobranchiidae
Gene: ldhbb
Product: lactate dehydrogenase Bb
Biological process (GO): lactate metabolic process; pyruvate metabolic process
Cellular component (GO): cytoplasm
Molecular function (GO): L-lactate dehydrogenase (NAD+) activity
Source: RefSeq, a predicted model, not a curated record
AGAGAGAGUGUGGGUGUGUAUGGGAAGUUACAAGGUAACAAGAAUCUGUGUGUAUGUGGGAAUGCUUUCAGGCAUAAGGUAAGACAUUUGUUAAUAGGAUUAAAAUGAUGAAAUAUAACAUUUCCAUAACAUAAUCCCUCCUGUUUAUCCGAAUAGGAUAACCAAACUAAAAGAAAGCAACAAGCAAAGAGCAAAUAAGUAAAAUUAUGAAGAACAAAUAAAAUAAUAAAACACGAUAAGGCAACACAACUGACAAUAACAUCAAACAGCAGUUUACAGAGAUACAAGUGAGAUAAUGGAGAUCAGUUAGCUCAACACCAACAUAAACUUAAGAAAAGCUAUUUCAUACAUAUUUAAGUGAAUUUACUGUAAUGCAACUGUUCUACAAUUUAUAGCAGUUCCUGUAAAAAGAUUGGGAAGGGUUAGCAAAACCAUAUAAAAUACAGAAAACAUCGAUAGAGUUUAUUGAAACAUCAAAUGAAUUUCAUUUAAAGCUUCAAGUUGCAGACAACUCUUUCUGUGAAUGAGGGAAAAUGAACGUGUAAUAUGAAUUUAUGCAGCUCUAACUAUGGCAGAAGCUGAGGCUAGUCAAGGGUUCUUCAUCAAAGGGCUUGUCCGUAGACUGAGAGUCCCGGUUGGAGAAUAGUUUGGAAGGUUAGAGUCCUCUUCAGUUGAUCAGGAUGGUUUCAGUCUCACGUUGGUGAGUUCCUUGAAGUACAGAUCCAGAAUGCAAGAAUGGAGAUCAGGAUGUGAGAGCUUACAGUUCAACUUCUCAAUAGGAAGACGUCAGGGUCCUUCCGUGGCGUGUUGAGAUGGUUGUCCAAUUGUCAGGGAGCUGAUCUUGUCUCCGGAAAGUCCUUUUGAUCCUUUGACCGUGGAACCAGGUUGGAGAUUGGGUACAGGUGAUUGAAGCAGUUAUCCUUUUCCAGCGUCUAUUCUUCGCUGUGUCCUGUCGUAGUUGCAUCCAGGGGGUCUUCAGCCGAGGUGGGUGCAGGUCACAUUGUCAUGUAGGUGUGCGGUCAGGGGGGAGCCCCGAUCCGUCGUUUCAGUUCCAGUUCUAGUACCCCCUCAGAUGCUGCUGACCCAGUCAUUCCAUCAGGUGCUGAGAGGCGGCCCAAGCGCAGAGCCAUAAACGUGCACCAACAUCAACAAUGUGGUGAAGCCAGCAAGCUUGAAGCAGAUCUUCGUCUUCAUCUUUAUCUUUAUCUUCCCUGGGGUUGAGACGUGGGACCCUAAAGUGGGACAGAUGAUUCCAAGAUGGCCUCUCAACAAUCUUCACAGCAGUAGGAGUGGUGAGGAGUACAUCGAAUGGACCAUCUCACCUCUGGCUGCCCUAUUGUCUUGUUCCAGCACCUUCAUCAGAACCCAAUUUCCUGGUUUCACAACCUGUGGGCGAAAAAGAACAAACUACUCGGUCACAGCCAACUCCCGUAUUGUCGUUGUGACGGCUGGAGUCCGUCAGCAGGAGGGGGAGAGCAGGCUCAACCUCGUCCAGCGGAACGUCAACAUAUUUAAGCACAUCGUCCCUCAGAUAGUUCGAUACAGCCCCGACUGCAUCAUCAUUGUUGUCUCCAACCCAGUGGAUGUUCUGACCUAUGUCACCUGGAAACUGAGCGGCCUUCCCAAACAUCGAGUCAUCGGCAGCGGCACCAACUUGGACUCUGCUCGCUUCCGCUUCCUGAUGGCCGACAAACUUGGGAUCCACUCCAGCAGCUUCAACGGGUGGAUCCUUGGGGAACACGGAGACACAAGUGUUCCUGUGUGGAGUGGAACCAACGUGGCUGGAGUCAACCUGCAGACCUUAAACCCAAACAUCGGCACCGACUUUGAUGAGGAGAACUGGAAACAGACUCACAAGAUGGUGGUGGACAGUGCCUACGAGGUCAUCAAACUGAAGGGCUACACCAACUGGGCCAUUGGGCUAAGCGUGGCUGACCUGACAGAGAGUCUCAUGAGGAACAUGAACAGAAUUCAUCCUAUCUCCACCAUGGUGAAGGGCAUGUAUGGGAUCAGUGACGAGGUGUACCUGAGUCUGCCCUGUGUGCUGAACAAUGGGGGCGUGGCCAGUGUCAUCAACAUGACCCUGACUGAUGACGAAGUGGCCCAGCUGCAGGCCAGUGCCAGCACGCUGUGGGACAUCCAGAGGAACCUGCGGGACAUCUGAACAACCGCAGGAUGGGUGUCUCCGCCCCACCUGUGUUGACUCACUGUGAUGGGUUUUUAAUCCCUCAGAUUUGACUGUAGUUGUCAGUUUGUUAAAGAAAAGACAAAAAGUGAUUUUUUUUUUCAGACUCAGAAGCUCUAAGACUGCUCGUUUCCACCAGUGAUGAAUGCUCUGAAAUGAAAUAAACACAUUUACUGAUG